AUGGAGGAAGAAGAUAUUUAUACCAAAGACGGAACCACAGAUUUUCGCAAUAAUCCUGCCAUUAAAACUAAAACUGGCACCUGGAAAGCAUGCCCUUAUAUACUAGGAAACGAGUGCUGCGAAAGAUUGGCCUACUACGGAAUCAAUACGAAUUUGGUCAAUUAUCUCAAGAAUCAACUAAACCAGAGCAAUGUUGUAGCUAUAAAUAAUGUAACAAAUUGGUCAGGCACAUGCUAUGUCAUGCCACUCAUUGGUGCAUUUCUUGCCGAUGCUUACUUGGGAAGAUAUUGGACGAUUGCUACUUUUUCAACCAUUUAUGUCAUUGGCAUGACUGUGUUAACAAUGUCAGCAUCUAUCCAUGGGCUGAAGCCGAUUUGCCAUGAAAACAAUGUUUGUCAUCCAACAAAAUUACAAACUGCUGUGUUCUUUCUUGGACUCUACUUGAUAGCACUAGGAACUGGUGGGAUUAAGCCUUGUGUUUCGUCAUUUGGAGCUGAUCAAUUUGACGAUUCUGAUGAAGCUGAGAAGAAGAAGAAAAGUUCUUUCUUCAACUGGUUCUAUUUAUCCAUCAACAUCGGUGCACUUAUUGCUGCUUCUGUACUGGUCUGGAUACAAACAAACGUGGGUUGGGGUUGGGGAUUUGGUAUUCCAGCUGUAGCCAUGGCUAUAGCUGUUGUAAGCUUCUUUUCGGGUACCCGGUUGUAUAGAAACCAGAGGCCUGGUGGAAGUCCCUUGACCCGAAUUUGCCAGGUUCUUGUAGCUUCCAUUAGGAAAUUUCGAGUCCAAGUUCCUGCAAACGAGUCACUUCUCUAUGAGACUGCAGAUGAAGAAUCUUCAGUAAAAGGUAGCCGUAAGCUUGAUCACACAAAGCAGUUAAGUUUCUUUGACAAGGCAGCUGUAGAAACUCCAUUAGAUCGUGUCAAAAGCUCCAUAAAUCCAUGGAGAUUAUGCAGUGUGACUCAAGUUGAAGAGCUCAAAUCAAUUAUAAGACUACUUCCUGUAUGGGCAACUGGGAUUGUCUUCUCUGCUGUAUACAGUCAAAUGGGCACCUUAUUUGUUCUACAAGGCAACACAAUGGACCUUCACCUAACCAAAUCCUUCCAGAUCCCUUCAGCUUCACUUUCCCUCUUCGACACAAUCAGCGUCAUCUUCUGGGUACCAAUCUACGACCGUCUGAUCGUGCCAUUGGCAUCAAAGUUCACAGGCCACAAAAAUGGAUUCACACAACUUCAACGCAUAGCAAUUGGCCUUGUCAUUUCGAUUUUCGCCAUGUUAGCAGCCGGGAGUCUAGAACUUUUUAGACUUGAUUUGGUGAGAAAACACAAUUACUACCAAGUAAAGAACAUACCCAUGUCAAUCUUUUGGCAAGUUCCUCAAUACUUGAUUAUAGGUUGUGCUGAAGUUUUUACCUUCAUUGGACAAUUAGAGUUUUUCUAUGACCAAGCCCCAGAUGCCAUGAAGAGUCUUUGCUCAGCUCUGUCACUCACAACUGCUGCUUUAGGAAACUACUUGAGUAGUCUGCUGGUGAAAAUUGUGAGUGAUGUAAGUAGCAGACAUGGUAGCCAUGGUUGGAUUCCAGACAACUUGAAUUAUGGCCAUCUUCACUACUUCUUUUGGCUUCUGGCUGUUUUGAGUUUCAUCAAUCUGGGAUUCUACCUUCUGGUUGCAAGAUGUUAUACGUAUAAGAGACCAUUAAACAAUAAUUAA
Molecule: messenger RNA, 1707 nt
Organism: Carica papaya (papaya)
Lineage: Eukaryota; Viridiplantae; Streptophyta; Magnoliopsida; Brassicales; Caricaceae
Product: protein NRT1/ PTR FAMILY 8.1-like
Biological process (GO): oligopeptide transport; transmembrane transport
Cellular component (GO): membrane
Molecular function (GO): transmembrane transporter activity
Source: RefSeq, a predicted model, not a curated record